UCGGAACUCCUUCUCGAUUGGUAGUCCCAUUGCGAGGGAGAGAAAGAGAGAGAUUUCUGGUACAUUCUGGCGAGCUCCAUGAAGACAAAUCGAGCAACUCUGCUAUGGAUGAUAUAGCUAAGGCCGACUCCCUCCAAGACUUGACGUGUUGUUACUUUCGCGACGGAGAGGAGUAGAUAGAGGAUGGAGAGAUCACCGUCGCCGUCACCGUCGCCGCCGUGUGAAGGCUCGAGAGAGCUUCAGUGCGUGGGCAAGCUGGAGAUUGUCAACCCCAAGCCCGUCGGCUUUCUCUGCGGCUCCAUCCCCGUCCUGACCGACAAUGCCUUACACGCCUUCAACUCUGCUCUCGUCCCCUCUCGCCAAACGGUGAGUGCUCCACGAUAUCAAAUGCUUCCGACGGAGACCGACCUCAAUAGGCCUCCUGUUGCUCCGAAUUUUUCCGAGAAGUUGCUCCCUACCGGUGCACUGUUGUCGAGGAUGGCCGCUGGAGAUUUACCUUGGGAAGACAGUGCUAUCACCUCAAGCUUUAGUAGGAAAUGUGAGGCCCUUGCCGUAUCUGGCUUGGUAGAGUAUGGUGAUGAGAUUGACGUGAUCGCUCCUGCAGAUAUAUUGAAGCAGAUAUUUAAAAUGCCUUAUUCAAAAGCUCGUUUGUCCAUUGCUGUCCAUCGUAUCGGGCAAACUCUUGUUCUGAAUAUGGGGCCUGAUGUGGAAGAGGGAGAGAAGUUGAUUAAAAGACAUAGUCAAUCACAAUGUGCAGAGCAGGCAUUAUUUCUUAAUUUUGCCAUGCAUUCUGUUAGAGUGGAGGCUUGUGAUUGUCCACCAACACAUAAUGCUGCAUCAUCGAAGGACCAAUCGAGUUCCUCUGUUCUUCCUGGAAUAGAUACUUCGAAUACUUUUGGCCUGCAUGACGACAUUGCUGAAAAAGAGCAAUUAAGACAACGCUCAGAAUAUCCGCAAAUAAAACAGACUGGUUUCUUAUGGGAAAGUAAGUCCAAGAGGAAUAAAAGGUGUGAUCCUGUCAAAAAGACAACACAAGUUAGUGAAAAGAACCGGAAUGUGAUGCAAGAGUCUGACAGGCAUAGGAGAGUUGCCAAUGAUGGAUUUUUGAGGGUCUUGUUUUGGCAAUUUCACAAUUUCCGUAUGCUUCUGGGCAGUGACUUGCUUCUCUUUAGUAAUGAAAAAUAUGUUGCUGUGAGUCUGCAUCUGUGGGACAUUACAAGACAGGUCACUCCAUUGACCUGGCUUGAAGCCUGGCUUGAUAAUAUCAUGGCUAGUGCACCAGAACUGGCUAUUUGUUAUCAUCGGAAUGGAGUGGUUCAGGGCUAUGAGCUUCUUAAGACAGAAGACAUAUUUCUAUUAAAAGGCAUCUCAGACGAUGGCACUCCUGCUUUUAACCCUCAUGUUGUCCAGCAAAAUGGCCUUUCUGUAUUGAGGUUCCUUCAAGAUAAUUGCAAGCAAGAUCCUGGGGCAUACUGGCUAUACAAAGGUGCUGGGGAAGAUGUAAUUCAACUUUUUGAUCUUGCUGUUAUCCCUAAGAAUCAUGCGUCUGACAGUGGUGAUGAUGGCUCAAGCUCUUUGCCUUCUCCAAUGCAUAGAGGAAGAAGUGACUCUUUGUUUUCACUGGGCACUCUGCUUUACCGCAUUGCUCAUAGGCUUUCCUUAUCAGUGACUCCAAAAGAUAAGGCAAAAUGCGCAAGCUUCAUUAGGAAGUGCUUGGAAUUACUGGAUGAGCCAGAUCAGCUUGUUGUACGCGCUCUUGCUCAUGAACAAUAUGCCAGACUUAUUUUGAACAGUGAUGAUCAAGAUGUUGAUUUGGCAUCUGAAUCUGUCCCGGAAGAAUGUGAAGUUAAAGUUACCGACGUUGAAGAAGAAUCUCUUGAUUUUUGGAGAAGCAUUUCUGAUUCUAAUGUCCAGGAUGAUGAUCCCUCUGUUGUUUUAAAAAAAGAAAAGUGCAGUGAAGUGCGAAAGGGACUUCAAGAUUUAGCAUCAGAAGCAUCAUUGAAUAUGUCUUUAGAGGCUAGUAUGUCUGCUUCCAGAAAAUUGAUAACAUCAUCUGACAUUGAGAAGACAGUUUCAGAAGGAGGUGUCUCUACUUCUGGAUGCAAUGAUCACUUUGCAAUCUGCAAAAGGUCCCCUGUAUCUACACAAGUAAUUCAAACUGUUGCAGAUCCUAUCUCCUCCAAGCUGGCUGCAAUUAAUCAUGUUUCUCAAGCUAUUAAAUCACUGAGAUGGAUGCGCCAAUUGCAAAGUAAUGAGGCAGAGCUGGUUGACUGUGGCACUGGAGCUGCUGAUGGAGCACCAUUGCCAAUGAAUUUCGCUGUUUGUGCAUGUGGUGAUGCUGACUGUAUUGAAGUGUGUGAUAUUCGUGAAUGGCUGCCUACAUCAAAAUUGGAUCAUAAGCUGUGGAAACUUAUUCUGUUGCUUGGAGAAUCUUACUUGGCACUUGCACAAGCGUAUAAAGAGGAAGGUGAGUUGCUUCAAGCAUUGAAGGUUGUGGAAUUAGCUUGUUCUGUCUAUGGAUCAAUGCCCCAACAUCUUAAAGAUACCCGAUUUAUUUCCUCAAUGGUUAGCUGUUCAACAUCCUUUUCAAUGCUAAAUGACACAAAUGGAAGGACAAAAUCGAAGUUUGAUGCUGGUGAAGAUGUUAUAUCGACCACAGACAAUGAUCAUUUUACUUCUGAGCAAUUCUCUUUCACUUACCUCUUUUGGGCCAAGGCGUGGACUCUGGUUGGAGAUGUUUAUGUUCAGUUUCAUAUGAUAAAGGGCAAAGAGGUUUCAAUUCAAACAGCUGAGAAACGGUCCAUGAAAGAGCUGAGAAUGUCAUCUGAGGUUGUGAAGGAAGUCAAAAGGCUCAAGAAGAAGUUGGGACAACUUAAGCAGAACUGCAGUUUGUGCUCCCUGGUGAAUUGCAGCUGUCAAAGUGAUAGGGUUAGCAGUGGUAGCAGCGCAAGCAGUAGCACUGGAGAUUCACAUGUGAUUGCUCAUAGCAGAAGACAGGGUAGAAAGUCGCAUAGUAGGCGAAGCUCUUUGUCAAAUUUUGUAGACACUGAAGAUGAAAGCACUGUCCAGAAAGUGGACAAGGGUAGGCGGAAAAAGAAAACUAUCGGCACUGUACCAGAAACUUUUGAUAUAACUAGAGGUACUGUGGAUUUGGAUUCAUCAGUUGCUGCUGUUUCUAAGAAUGAUGAAGAUUCUUCCGAAAAGCAUGCUGUUGCAUCCAAAGGGGCUUCUGAAACAGGUUCAUCUUGGAAAGAAGUACCUAAAAAGAUUGGUGGAAUAUUUAGAUAUGUCGUGGGUGCUGCAGCCGAAGACACAGACUGCAAUCUUUUAUCUGCUCUAAGCUGCUAUGAAGAAGCUAGAAAGGCAUUAGGCGGAGUUCCUGCUGGCUCAGCAGAACUUCAAUCUAUUAUGAAAAAGAAAGGGUGGGUUUGCAAUGAAAUAGGUAGAAACAUGCUGGAGAGGAAAGAGUUGAGUGAAGCUGAGGUUGCUUUUGCUGAUGCUAUAAUUGCAUUUAGAGAAGUCUCUGACCACACCAACAUUAUAUUAAUUAAUUGCAAUCUGGGUCAUGGGAGACGGGCAUUAGCCGAGGAGAUGGUUGCCAAAAUCGGACAUCUUAAAUCACAUUCAGCUUUUCGUGAUUCAUAUAAGCAGGCAUUGGUAACUGCAAAGUUUGAAUAUUGUGAAGCUCUUAAAUUUUACGGGGCAGCAAAGUCAGAGCUCAGGGUUGUGGAAGAAGAUGAAGAUUCUGUUUCCGAGAGCUUGAAAAAUGAGGUUUAUACACAGUAUGCCCACACUUAUCUGAGGCUUGGUAUGUUUUUGGCUGAAGAAGAUACAACUGCUGAUGUGUAUGAAAAUGCAGCUUUGGAAGAAAUAUCACUUGCUCGCUCUAGUUAUAGUCCUAGAAGAGCUAAAGAUUUGUUCUUGAGAAAGCAUGAAAUCACGGCGAAUGAGGCCAUCAGAGAGGCAUUGUCUGUGUAUGAAUCAUUGGGUGAGUUGCGUAAACAGGAGGCCGCAUAUGCAUAUUUCCAGCUUGCUUGCUACCAGAGAGAUUGCUGCGUGAAAUUUCAGAAUUCUAAUCAUAAGAAAGGAUUCUCUAAAGGUGAGAAUAGCAUUCUCCAGCGAGUGAAACAGUAUGCUUUAUUGGCUGAGCGGAACUGGCAGAAAGCAGCAGAUUUUUAUGGCCCCCAGACCCAUCCAGCCAUGUACCUCACCAUACUGAUGGAGAGAUCAGAUCUUUCAUCAACCCUCUCGAGUUCAUUGCACUCAAAUGCGAUGCUGGAAGCAUCCCUGUCUCGUCUGCUCGAUGGCCAUCAAAUAUCCGAAACAACCUCAAAUGCUCUAAAGGCCAGUCAUCCUGGAAUUCAUGCCAAAUUUUGGGGGCAAUUACAGAAGCUUUUGAAGAAUAUGCUGGCGUCAACACUUGCUGCAAGUGGCAGCAAGUCUCCCACGCAUGCAGUUACCAGCAAGCCCGGAGAUGCUGUGAAGCUCAAAGAACUAUAUACGAUGUCUUUAAAGUCUACUGAGUUCAGUCAGCUGCAUGUCAUGCACUCCUUGUGGAUAUCUUGAGUUGGCCUGAAUCUGCAUUUCGUGAUACUUUCAAUAAACACAUGCAUCUAAACAGGUAUCAUACAGAAAUGGACUGGUUCUUGGAUAUCUUGCAUAUAUGUACUGUAUCGAAACCCUUGAAUUAAUCCGUGGUUGAAUACUCGCACAAGUCCUGCAAGGUGGUUCUGUCUGAACUUGAAGAUGGGAGAGCAAAAGUUCAUUGAUAUUCAUUUUUUUU
This is a messenger RNA of Rhodamnia argentea, 4783 nucleotides long. RefSeq lists its product as uncharacterized. Lineage: Eukaryota; Viridiplantae; Streptophyta; Magnoliopsida; Myrtales; Myrtaceae. The coding region runs from base 184 to 4566 and encodes 1460 amino acids. Gene Ontology annotation, biological process: positive regulation of DNA-templated transcription. The record is from RefSeq and is a predicted model, not a curated record. The transcript is spliced from 9 exons.